Messenger RNA from Paramecium pentaurelia, 791 nucleotides. The record is from the annotation of a GenBank genome assembly. Lineage: Eukaryota; Ciliophora; Oligohymenophorea; Peniculida; Parameciidae.
AUGAUAAAGAAAUUCGAAGAUGAAUGUAAUAAAUAUUGAUAUUAUUGCAUAGAAAACAAAGUUAAAUAAGAGUUUAAUCAAAAUUUAACUUAAAAAAAAUAAGAAAUACAAGAAGCAUUAAACAAACCUGAUUAAAUUAAUAAAGUUAAUUUAGAAUAAGAAAAAUAAAAUAAAAUCGAAUUAAAAAAAGUAAAUUUAUAAUUCAUUUAUCAAAUUAUUUUUAGAUUCAAUUAUAUAACAAAUCAUUAUUAUUUUCAAAUACUUAUAAGUAUACUAAUUGUUAGGUAAGUGAAGGAGGGAAAGUUGUGGCAGAUACCAAUAAUUCUGGUUGGUGUUUUUGUUUUUGUGAAUAAGUAAUUCCAAAGACUGGGAAAAUUUAAUUUGCAUUUUAAAUACUCAGUGGAUCAUAUUUUAUGGUUGGAAUAGGAUUUAGAGGGAUUAUGAGAGAAAAUCCUUAUUUGAAUUGUUAUUAAACUGGGUAUAUAUUUAUAUUAUAAUAGAACAUAUUUAAUAGCCUAAGGUAGUUAAAUCUAUUCACAUCAUAACAAAGAUUUAUAAAGUAAAUCAUUAUCCUUUAGAUUUACAAAUAAUGAUAUAAUAAUAAUUGAAGUAUCUAUUGAACAUAAAUACAUUAAAUGGAGUAGAUAGAAUAAUCCAUAAGCAACAUUUGUUGUAAAUCUAAUAUCGAUUAUUAGUAGUUGGAUCUAGGUGCAUCAUAAGAAUUAUAUCCAUGUGUGGGUGUUGGUUAUUAAUCUAAAAUAAAAAUAUUAGAUAAUAUACCAAUUCGAUGA